AUGAGCGACAUCCGGCACUCGUUGCUGCGCCGCGACGCGCUGAGCGCCGCCAAGGAGGUGCUGUACCACCUGGACAUCUACUUCAGCAGCCAGCUGCAGAGCGCGCCGCUGCCCAUCGUGGACAAGGGCCCCGUGGAGCUGCUCGAGGAGUUCGUGUUCCAGGUGCCCAAGGAGCGCGGCGCGCAGCCCAAGAGGUUGAAUUCACUGCAGGAGCUCCAACUUCUUGAAAUCAUGUGCAAUUAUUUCCAGGAGCAAACCAAGGACUCUGUCCGGCAGAUUAUUUUUUCAUCCCUUUUCAGUCCCCAAGGGAACAAAGCGGAUGACAGCCGGAUGAGCUUGUUGGGAAAACUUGUCUCUAUGGCAGUGGCUGUGUGUCGAAUCCCGGUGCUUGAGUGUGCAGCAUCCUGGCUCCAGCGGACGCCUGUGGUCUAUUGCGUGCGGUUAGCCCGGGCCCUCGUGGACGACUACUGCUGUCUGGUGCCAGGAUCCGUCCAGACGCUGAAGCAGAUAUUCAGCGCCAGCCCUCGCUUCUGCUGCCAGUUCAUCACCUCUGUCACCGCCCUGUACGACCUGUCAUCAGACGAUCUCAUCCCCCCGUUGGACCUGCUUGAGAUGAUCGUCAACUGGAUCUUGGAGGACCCCAGGUUGAUCCUCAUCACCUUCCUGAAUACUCCAAUUGCCGCCAACCUCCCAAUAGGAUUUUUAGAGCUCACGCCGCUCACCGGAUUGAUCCGCUGGUGCGUGAAAGCCCCCCUGGCUCACAAAAGGAAGAAGACCCCCUUAGCCAAUGGCCACGUUGCCGCCAAAGUCCCGAAGGCCUUGGGCGGGGCGGACCGGGACCCGCAUCUCUUGUACUCCAAGCUGCACCUGAGCGUGCUCCAGGUGCUCCUGAUGCUGCAGGUGCAUCUGACCGAGAAGAACCUGUACGGCCGCCUGGGGCUCAUCCUCUUUGACCACAUGGUCCCGCUGGUGGAGGAGGUGAACAGAUUGGCGGACGAACUGAACCCCCUCAACGCCUCCCAGGAGAUCGAGCUUGCCCUGGACCGGCUUGCACAGGCUCUGCAGGUGGCCAUGGCCUCUGGGGCCCUGCUGUGCACGAGAGAUGACCUGAGAACCCUGUGCUCCAGGCUGCCUCAUAAUAACCUGCUCCAGCUGGUGAUCUCAGGCCCCGUGCAGCAGUCACCCCACACGGCGCUCCCCCCCGGGUUCUACCCCCACAUCCACACGCCCCCGCUGGGCUACGGGGCCGUGCCAGCCCACCCGGCUGCCCACCCUGCCCUGCCGACGCACCCCGGGCACACCUUCAUCUCAGGCAUGACCUUCCCAUUCAGGCCCAUCCACUAG
This is a messenger RNA of Rangifer tarandus platyrhynchus (Svalbard reindeer), 1344 nucleotides long. Lineage: Eukaryota; Metazoa; Chordata; Mammalia; Artiodactyla; Cervidae. The record is from the annotation of a GenBank genome assembly.